This is a messenger RNA of Parathielavia appendiculata, 1557 nucleotides long. Its product is annotated as general substrate transporter. Lineage: Eukaryota; Fungi; Ascomycota; Sordariomycetes; Sordariales; Chaetomiaceae. The coding region runs from base 1 to 1557 and encodes 518 amino acids. Gene Ontology annotation, biological process: carbohydrate transport; transmembrane transport. Gene Ontology annotation, molecular function: carbohydrate:proton symporter activity. The transcript is spliced from 5 exons. Gene Ontology annotation, cellular component: membrane. The record is from RefSeq and is a predicted model, not a curated record.
AUGGGCAUCUUGGACAAGAAGCCGAACGCUGAUGCGACGAGGGCCGCCCAGGAGGAGGCGCCCGAGUUCGAGCAUGUCGACUGGAAGAGAGAUCCUGGCCUCCGGAAGCUUGCCUUCUACGCCUUUAUUUUGUGUAUUGCCUCUGCCACCACCGGUUACGAUGGCAUGUUCUUCAACAGCGUCCAGAACUUCGACUCGUGGCAGAGCUACUUCGGCUACCCGAAGGGUUCCGAUCUCGGUCUUCUCGGCGCCCUCUACCAGAUUGGUAGCUUGGCCUCCAUCCCUAUCGUUCCUAUCAUGGCCGACAACCUCGGUCGCAAGAUCCCCAUCGCGGUCGGUUGCGUUAUCAUGAUCAUCGGUGCAGCCAUCCAGGCUGCUUCCCAGAACUACGGUGCCUUCUGUGGAGGGCGUGUUAUGCUUGGCUUCGGCAACUCCCUGGCCCAGAUCUGCUCGCCCAUGCUUCUCACCGAGAUCGCUCACCCUCAGCAUCGUGCCCGUUUGACCACGGUCUACAACUGCCUGUGGAACGUCGGUGCCCUGAUCGUCGCCUGGGUUGCCUUCGGCACGAAUUUCCUCUACAAUGAAUGGUCUUGGCGCAUUCCAGCCCUCCUCCAGGGUGUCCCGUCGGUCAUCCAGCUGGCCGGCAUCUUCUGGGUCCCCGAGUCGCCUCGUUACCACAUGGCCAAGGACAAGCACGACCUGGCCCUUAAGACCCUCGCCAAGUACCACGCCAACGGCGACAUCAACAACGCCACCGUCCAAUUCGAGUUCCGCGAGAUCAAGGAGACCAUUCGUCUCGAGAUGGAGGCUGGCAAGAGCAGCUACUUGGAUUUCUUCCGCACCAAGGGCAACCGCUACCGCUUUGCCGUCCUCGUUUCGCUCGGUCUCUUCUCUCAGUGGUCUGGCAACGCCAUCAUUUCCAACUACUCUAACACUCUGUACAUCACGGCCGGUGUCGCGGACUCGACCGCGAGGCUUGGUCUCAGCGCUGGCCAAACGGGCAUGUCCCUGAUUAUCUCCCUCACCAUGGCUUCGCUCGUCGACAAGAUUGGGCGUCGCCCCAUGUUCCUUGCUGCCACUGGCGGCAUGUUUGGCACCUUCAUCUUCUGGACCCUCACCUCAGGCCUCUACGAGGAGCAGGGCGCCUCAGGCGCCGGCAACGCCAUGAUCUUCUUCAUCUGGCUGUUCCAGGUCUUCUACUCCCUCGCCUGGUCCGGUCUGCUUGUCGGCUACUCCAUUGAGAUUCUCCCAUACAAGCUGCGUGCCAAGGGCUUGAUGGUGAUGAACCUGACGGUUCAAUGCGCUCUUACCCUCAACACCUAUGCCAACCCUCUCGCUUUUGAGCACUUCAAGGGCCACGCCUGGAAGCUCUACCUCAUCUACACCUGCUGGAUUUUCCUCGAGCUCUGCUUCGUGUACUUCAUGUACAUCGAGACCAAGGGCCCCACUCUCGAGGAGCUUGCCAAGGUCAUCGACGGCGACGAGGCUGCGGUUGCCCACAUCGACAUCCGCCAGGUCGAGAAAGAGACCCACAUCAACGAGGAGAAGGUCGCUUAA